AUGUCAGAAAACCAACAAUUCUCUGUUUCUGAUUCAACAGAAAACAAACUAAAUUAUCGUCAUGCUGCUUUUGAUGAAGAAAAUAAUGGUCUUUUACCAUUAGCCAACAAAAACCUCAAACCAAAACAUACCACCACCACCAAUAAUACCCUGGGACAUCAUACACAUACAAAAUCAUCACAUCUAGCUCCUCAAGAUAGAAAAGCAUUUAUUAUUUUAGUAUUAUUAUAUGUUUUACAAGGUGUACCUGUUGGUCUUGCCUUUGGAUCAAUUCCAUUUAUAUUGAAAUCAAAAUUAACUUAUUCUCAAGUGGGGAUUUUUUCAUUAGCAGCAUAUCCUUAUUCAUUAAAAUUGAUUUGGUCACCAUUUGUCGAUAGUAUAUAUCUGAAAAAAUGGGGUCGAAGAAGAUCAUGGAUUAUACCGAUUCAAACAAUUUCUGGAAUAAUGUUGAUUUUUUUGGGGAGUCAAAUAAAUGAUUUAAUGGAAAACCCCAAAAAUUAUUUAAGUUUAAUAACAUUUGUAUUUUUCAUAUUGAUUUUAUGUUGUGCUACUCAAGAUAUUGCAGUUGAUGGUUGGGCAUUGACUUGUUUAUCACCAGAAAGUUUAUCUUAUGCUUCUACAGCACAAACAAUUGGAAUUAAUACUGGAUAUUUUUCAAGUUUUACAAUUUUUUUAGCUUUAAGUUCGCCUGAUUUUGCUAAUAAAUAUUUACGAUCAACUCCAUUAAAUGUUGGAUUAUUUUCAUUAGGAGGAUAUUUGAAAUUUUGGGGGUGGAUGUAUUUGAUUGUUACUGGUGUGAUUUGUCUUGUUCCUGAAGAUCCACCACAUUUGGUCAAUAUCAAUAAAGAUCGAUUAGCUAAAGAGAAGGGACUUUAUAAUACUACGAGUUGGCAAGAUUUAACUAAUGUUUAUAAAUCAAUGUAUGAAGUUUUGAAAUUGCCUAAUGUUCAAACAUUUGUUAUUAUUUUAUUAAUUGCAAAAUUGGGAUUCCAAGUAAAUGAAGCUGGUACUAAUUUGAAAUUAUUAGAGAAAGGAUUAUCAAAAGAGGAUCUUUCUAUAACGGUUCUUAUUGAUUUCCCAUUUGAAAUGAUAUUUGGAUAUUAUGCUGGUAGGUGGUCUACCGGUAAAGCACCAUUACGGCCUUGGCUUUGGGGGUUUAUGGGGAGAUUAGUGGCGGCAUCAUUGGCACAAUUGAUUGUAUAUUUUUUCCCUAAAGAUGGAAAAGUUUCUACCACCUAUUUUAUAAUUAUCAUCUUGCAACAUUUAUUAGGAUCAUUCAUGUCGACAAUCCAAUUUGUGUCACUUUGUGCAUUUCAUACCAAAAUUGCUGAUCCAGCUAUAGGUGGAACAUAUAUGACCACCUUAAACACUUUAUCCAAUUAUGGAGGCACUUGGCCAAGAAUAUUUAUUUAUUAUUUGAUCGACAAGAUUACUAUCAAUAAAUGCAUAACUGAUAAAGGAUAUAUUAUGUUAACAUCGGAAGAAGCAAAGGAACAAUGUACUUAUUCUGGAGGUAAAGUUGAAACCAUAAGAGAUGGAUAUUUUUAUACAAAUGCAUUAUGUAUAACUUUAGGAAUCAUAAUUUUUUUCUGGGUUAAAAAGAAGGCAACUUAUCUUCAAAGCUUACCAAAUAGUGCUUGGAGGGUAUCGAAAUAA
Molecule: messenger RNA, 1656 nt
Organism: Candida dubliniensis CD36
Lineage: Eukaryota; Fungi; Ascomycota; Pichiomycetes; Serinales; Debaryomycetaceae
Exons: 1
Coding region: 1-1656 (551 amino acids)
Cellular component (GO): membrane
Molecular function (GO): acetyl-CoA transmembrane transporter activity
Source: RefSeq, a predicted model, not a curated record